AUGAAUGAUUUCAAGACACUCUUCCCUCUAGCCCUGUGGCUUUUCUGCAGUCUGCAGUCGGCGGAUUCACAACCCAACUGCACGAAUGUGAAAAACCUGGAAGCCUGCGAUGGGGACACUACGGACUUCUGCCCCAAGAGUAUUACUUGCGCCUGCCAAGAUCAAAAGCCUUUUUGCCAGUGCCAGAACUCCAGAGGUAAAUGGGGGGAAUUGUGGUACAUGGGGACGAAAUGUGAGCAGGUCUGGAGCACACUGGAUCUGGUUUUGGUAACUGUCCUCCCCGGCCUGGCGCUCACUUUGAUCGUGGCAGUCACCAUGCAGACGGUCUACUACUGCAGAAAUAAGAAGGCCCACCAAAGCCGAGGAAGAAAUCCCCAGGAGCAACACAACCCAGCUUACCUUUCCGAUCAGCCGGGCCAGUCCUUACAGAUGGCAUAUGCCAAGGCCUUGAGACCAACUCAAUCACAACUCCCCGUGAGAUCUUUCAGUUUCAUGACACAAGGGGCCACGGAAGAGGUCUCUUAUUCCUCUCCAUCUUACGGUCAGUACGGCUCUCGGGAAUCAUUUAGGCCCCAGACGGACUAUCCGGCCAGGAACCCAGGUCCUCCCCGGCAACUGCAGCCUCAUGCUGGCUUUCGAUCCCCUGGAGUGCCUAACCCAGAUUACCUUCAAGGAGAGAGGCAUCCCAUGGCCUAUCCAUCAGCAAAGUCGGAACAACCAUUUAGGGUCGGCCGGGCUCAGAUGGCACCACUCUACUAGAAAGCUGCCCGUAAACAGCGACGAGGGUGUUUUUUUUAAGUAAAUCCUCGCCCCUUCUGCCAAAAAACAGUGCUUUGCACAUAGUAAGCGCUUAACA
Tachyglossus aculeatus (Australian echidna) is the source of this 856-nucleotide messenger RNA. RefSeq lists its product as uncharacterized. NCBI's taxonomy places the organism in Eukaryota, Metazoa, Chordata, Mammalia, Monotremata, Tachyglossidae. Bases 1 to 759 code for a protein of 252 amino acids. The transcript is spliced from 7 exons. The record is from RefSeq and is a predicted model, not a curated record.